This is a messenger RNA of Archocentrus centrarchus (flier cichlid), 3500 nucleotides long. RefSeq names its product leucine rich repeat containing 2 (gene smim22). NCBI's taxonomy places the organism in Eukaryota, Metazoa, Chordata, Actinopteri, Cichliformes, Cichlidae. The coding region runs from base 1316 to 2470 and encodes 384 amino acids. The record is from RefSeq and is a predicted model, not a curated record. Gene Ontology annotation, molecular function: protein binding. Gene Ontology annotation, cellular component: cytoplasm. The transcript is spliced from 10 exons.
ACUAAACUAUAAUGUAAAAUCCAAAACUAUUAUAACCCUGGUUGGGAGUUAGCUUUUUCUUUGCUUUUGUCAGGACAUUUUUCACAAACAUGAAUAUAAACUGUGAACGCUUUCCUAACCGAUGCUGGAAACAAUUCCUGAUGAUACAUAUAGAGCCGGCCCAUAUCUGGAAAAAAACAGACAUAACAGCUAAAGUUGUAACAGCAAUGGUAUAUCCUGAGAAAUAAAGAAACAAACAUGAUAAGCAGAAAAAAAUUAAACUGUCAUUGUGCUGUAACAAAACAUUUACCUUCAGGCACAGUGAGGAUGAGUAUGGAGGAGACUCCUUCAAUCAGAAGGGUUGCUAUCAAUAAUAUUUUUCUCCCAAAAAGAAGAAGAAGAAGAAAAAAAAAACAGCCUUUAUUGUCCCACAAAGGUGAAAUUCAGCAGUUUCUGUAUCAUGUUUAUUUCUCCUGGAAAGUUUUAACAUGGGAGUCUAUGGGGACUGACUCACUGAGGUGCCUCAGCUGGACAGCAGAGAAACUGCAGCCUGGGGCUUAUAAUUAGGGAAGUGCGCAACUGGUCAGGUACACAGCUAAUCAUCACUAUUGUCACUUCAUUGUACUAGUCAUUAAACCUAAUUAUUAAGAUUUUAAUUGAUGCCCAGUGCCUGUAAAUUGUUGUGUCCUGAAUGUUAUGCAGCCAUCUGCCACCAGAUGGCGCUUCAACCACGACAUAAUUGUAGAAAAACACCAUGAGUCUGUUAACCUAGGCAUGAUUUUUGUCUUAGGCCUAUUUGUGUUGGUUAGUUUGGAGGUCAAAGAAUGAGAUCACAGAUACGUAUGACGUGCAGUGUUCAUAAUGCACGAGGCCAGGAGGCAGACAGCAUUUAAACUAUGAUUCAUUAUUGAAGAAUGUGAGCAGUGGUUUCAAAUGCCUUUGUUUACUCAGGUUUUGAAAUUGUCCAUGAAACAGUUCUCAGAUUAAACCUGAGUGAAUCUUAGUUUUAGGCUAGUCCUACAAAGGAAUUAGUCUCCAGGAACACCCCUUAUAAUGAUCAUAACAAACAUAAAUGCUUGUGUAUGAGGGGGGCUGAGGCUCUGGUGUCAUGUGACACAGAGUCACAUCUCAGCUGGUAAAAAUAGCAGCAUGGGUCACACACACAAACACACAGAGCUGUGAUCUGACCGUGUGUGUGUGUGUGUGUGUGUGUGUGUGUGAGUGAGUUUCAGUGUCAGUAAACAAGUUGGUUAAAGUGAGCUGACGGCCGGACGGGAGCAGGUCUCAAGAUCUUCAGACCCUGGUCUCCUCCUCCUCCUUCUCCUCAGCAGCAGAGAUGGGUCUGGAGAGGAAGCUGGAUGUCCCAGUCUACGAUCUCUCACUGUUAAGAGGAAUGUGGGAGGUCCGAGUAAAAAAACACAAAGAGAGGCAGAAGAAGGAGCAGGAGAGGAUUGAGCAGAGCGCCCUCGCCAGGAUCGACCAGCAGUGGCAGUAUCGCAUCUACUGUAAGACCCUGAAGACCACCGAGCUGAAUGUGCUGCAUCAUUACCUGGAGAGGUCAACGCUGACGGACAUACAGCUGUGCACAGACGAGCAGCAGGAACAGAACAUCCAGCAGGAUCCCAAUGAGGGGAAACUGAUCUUCCAGCUGGAGGGAGAACGCUGGAUGAAUUUUCCCCAUGAGCUUCAGUGGAUGACCUACCUGAAGGAGUGGCAUGUCAGGGGGACGAAGAUCUGCCGGCUGCCUGACUACCUGGCUCUGUUUACCCAGCUCACUGUGCUGGAUAUCCCCAAAAACACCAUUGUUGAGCUGCCCCCUGAGAUCGGUAAGCUGACAGCACUGAGGGAGCUGAACGUCAGCUACAACCGACUGUCCAGAGUUCCUCCAGAGCUCGGAAACUGUGAAAACCUGGAGCGGCUCCAACUCACUGGAAACUACAACCUGUCCGAGCUGCCGUUUGAGCUGAGCAGCCUGAAACAGCUGGUUCAACUGGACAUCGCAGAGAACAGGUUUGUCUCAAUCCCCAUCUGCGCUCUGAGGAUGACGAGCCUGAAGCUGUUGGACCUCAGCAACAACAGCAUGACUGACCUGCCACAGGACAUGGACAGGCUGGAGCAGCUCGUCACGCUGUUCAUCCAUAAGAACAACUUGACUUACCUCCCUCACUGUCUCACCAACAUCGCUACGCUCGAGAUGAUUGUCGUCAGCGGUGAUGAGCUCACCUGCAUCCCAACCAAACUCUGCCACAACCCCAAAAUCAAGUUCAUUCGACUCUACGACAACCCUGCAAGUAAAGAGAAGAGGAAGAAAGAGGAGGAGGAGAAGAAGAAAGUGGACAAGAUGAGGAGGUGGAGGGGGCAGAGGGAGGCAGAGGAGGUGAAGAAGGACAGCGGUGAGAAAGAGUUCAUCGAGGCGUACAUCAGCUCGCUGCAGGACAGAGAAACCGUCCCCUACGCAACCACCAAGGUCUCCAUUUCCUGUCUGCUGUGAGGAAGAGGAGGAGGAAGGUUAAGCUGACAUUAUAACACUAGUGACUCAAAUAUGGCAGCAUAGAGAAAUUUUAAUGUGAGCUACUGAAUAUUAGAAAACCAAAAAAAACAAUUAAAACUCAAAACUGGAUUUUGCCAGAUGCUAGCAUGCUAACAGCAGUUAACGCUGUCGACGAUGUGAAAAUGUGUUUUAAAGAAAAUAUUUUUAUUAAAGUCUGAGACAGGAAGUUAAAAUGUUUAUUAAUUCACAUUUCUGUCACUUGUUGCUUGAUCAGAUUUGUGUAAUUGAUGUGUCUUCAAACUUUAUCAUUUAGUAUGAAAAAUGGACGUGAAUCAUUUUAAUGAACACAAGAUGCUACGGUCAGGAUGUGGACUUUAUUAUCACAACUCUGAAUUCUAAUUUCUCUUUAUUUGUGUCAUUUCAUCGUUUUCUUCUUUUCUGGCAGGAAUGAACUUCUGUAGCUUUUAAUCAUCAGUGAAGGAAUUUCUGGAAACAAAUAUCAAAUCCAUUUGUGUCCUUUUAUUUAUCAGUUCUAUUCUUUUUUGUUGUGCUUUAAAAAUAUUAAUACGUGAAAAUAUUGCAUUAAAAAGGUUUUUCAUUCCAAAUUUAGAUUUCCAGAUUUAUAAAUAAGAACACACUGAAGUUAAUUUCUCUAUGAUCCAGAGCAAACUUUACUGUUUUAUAAAGAUUCAUCUUUGAAGGUGACAUUUCUCAGAGUUUUUGCGAUGAUUUCUGUGUUUAAAGGUUUUUGGAGUUUUUCUGGAUUCUUUGCUGAAAGUGUGAAAGUUGAGACCAAAUAGAGAAAAAGGUUGAAAUAUUUUAUGUUUCACAUGAUUUAAUAGAUGGUAUUAAGUACACAGAGUGUAAUAUUUUUGUUUGAAAUUGUGUUUUCGUGUUGCAGCGAAAGUUCAUCAAAUAAAAAUGGAGUAAUUUUGUGCCUUAAAAUGUAUAAAAAGAACAUUUUGUGUAUUAUGAACACAGUGAUUCUUCUGUGAAAAAUAAGGUUUUAUUUUUGUAUUUGGAGGUGAUU